Molecule: messenger RNA, 801 nt
Organism: Corylus avellana
Lineage: Eukaryota; Viridiplantae; Streptophyta; Magnoliopsida; Fagales; Betulaceae
Source: RefSeq, a predicted model, not a curated record
AUGCAGGGCCUUCUAUCAGAUGGUACCAUAAUUGCUGUCAAACAGCUUUCUUCCAAAUCAAAGCAAGGAAAUCAUGAGUUUGUGAAUGAGAUAGGCAUGAUUUCUGCUUUGCAACACCCUCAUUUUGUUAAGCUCUAUGGAUGCUGGCCACAAGAAUAUGAGUUGAAAUUGGAUUGGCCAACAAGACGAAAGAUUUGUGUUGGUGUAGCAAGAGGUUUGGCAUAUCUCCAUGAAGUAUCAAGAUUGAAGAUUGUUCAUAGAGACAUCAAGGCUACUAAUGUAUUGCUUGAUAAAAAUCUCAACCCUAAGAUAUCUGACUUUGGUUUAGCCAAGCUUGAUGAAGAGGAUAAAACCCACAUAAGAACCCGAGUUGCUGGAACUUAUGGAUAUAUGGCACCUGAAUAUGCAAUGCGGGGUUAUUUAACUGACAAAGCAGAUGUCUAUAGUUUUGGAGUUGUUACCUUAGAAAUUGUCAGUGGAAUGAGCAACACUGGUUACCGACCAAAGGAGGACUGUUUCCAUCUUCUUAAUCGGGCACUUGUUUUAAAAGAGAAAGGGAGUUUAUUGGAACUGGUGGAUCCAAGGUUGGGCUCAAACUUCAAGACAAAAGAGGUUAUGGUGACGAUCAAUGUGGCUCUUUUAUGCACUAAUGUUUCCCCAACAGUUCGGCCUACCAUGUCUGCAGUGGUGAGCAUGCUUGAGGGUAGGGCUCUUGUUCCAAAGCUGGUUCCGGAUCCAAGUGUCUCAAAUGAUGAAAUGAAAGUGAAUGCGUUGUGGAAGCAUUUUCAACACAGUAAAUAA